UCCGGGCGCCCAGCCGCCCACCAUGAGGAAGAUCCGCGCCAAUGCCAUCGCCAUUCUGACCGUAGCCUGGAUCCUGGGCACUUUCUACUACUUAUGGCAGGACAACCGAGCCCACGCAGCAUCCUCCGGCGGCCGGGGCGCGCAGAGGGCCGGCGGGAGGCCGGAACAGCUCCGGGAGGACCGCACCAUCCCGCUUAUUGUGACAGGAACACCCUCGAAAGGCUUUGAUGAGAAGGCGUACCUGGCAGCCAAGCAGCUGAAGCCUGGAGAGGACCCCUACAGACAGCAUGCCUUCAACCAGCUGGAGAGCGACAAGCUGAGCCCUGACCGGCCCAUCCGGGACACCCGCCAUUACAGUUGCCCCUCCGUGUCCUAUUCCUCGGACUUGCCGGCCACCAGCGUCAUCAUCACCUUCCACAACGAAGCCCGCUCCACCCUCCUGCGCACGGUGAAAAGCGUCCUGAACAGAACUCCUGCCAGCCUGAUCCAGGAGAUCAUUCUAGUGGAUGACUUCAGUUCAGAUCCUGAAGACUGCCUUCUCCUGACCAGGAUCCCCAAGGUCAAAUGCCUGCGCAAUGACCGGCGGGAAGGGCUGAUCCGGUCCCGAGUUCGCGGGGCAGAUGUGGCCAUAGCUGCUGUCCUCACCUUUCUGGACAGCCACUGCGAAGUGAACACCGAGUGGCUGCAGCCCAUGCUGCAGCGGGUGAAGGAGGAUCACACCCGUGUGGUGAGCCCCAUCAUUGAUGUCAUCAGUCUGGAUAAUUUCGCCUACCUUGCUGCAUCUGCUGACCUUCGGGGAGGAUUUGACUGGAGCCUGCAUUUCAAGUGGGAGCAGAUCCCUCUGGAGCAGAAGAUUGCCCGGACAGACCCCACCAAGCCCAUAAGGACACCUGUCAUAGCUGGAGGAAUCUUCGUGAUUGACAAGUCUUGGUUUAACCACUUGGGAAAGUAUGACGCCCAGAUGGACAUCUGGGGAGGAGAGAAUUUUGAGCUCUCCUUCCGGGUGUGGAUGUGCGGUGGGAGCUUGGAGAUCGUGCCCUGCAGCCGGGUGGGCCACGUCUUCAGGAAACGGCACCCCUACAACUUUCCUGAGGGCAACGCCCUCACCUACAUCAGGAAUACCAAGCGCACUGCAGAGGUAUGGAUGGAUGAAUACAAGCAGUAUUACUACGAGGCCCGGCCCUCGGCCAUUGGGAAGGCCUUCGGCAGCGUGGCCACGCGGAUUGAGCAAAGGAAGAAGAUGAACUGCAAGUCCUUCCGCUGGUACCUGGAUAACGUCUACCCAGAGCUCACAAAUGUCACCUCGGGGAACGGGUUUUUCCGCUGCUGUCUCCCAAGGAUGCCAUCAUGGCUUUCCAGAACACUCCAUCUCUCAGAGCCUGCAGAUCCUUCAAGCAGGCAAAUCUUUGUUCUUCAAGGGCAGAUUUGAUUUUUUGAAAACAGCCGUAGUUAAGUUGUAGCCAAGUCCAGUGAAUAAGCUGGUUGAUUAACCCAGAUAAUACAAUCCUGGGUCCCAAGUACAGGGUGGCAAGACUGAAACAAGUAACAAGGAUAAACGGACUCUGCAAGCAAUGUUCGAGGAAUUCCAGAAGAGUCUGAGCGGCGGCAGCAUCCUUGGAAGAAGUUGGCAACCUGGAGGACCCCAGCUCCCCAGAUGAUGGCUGUGCAUGGAAGAACAUUAAUUUACAAACUUGUAAUAAAUGAACAGCUUCCUCAAGUGGCCACUUUUAAGGGGACAGUUUCAUUCAGACAUGUCAUUUCUGAGGGUAAAAAGCAUAGUCUUUCUUUAUGUUCUGUCAGAGUUCAUGCUAUCUGGUUGGAGUCAUGGACUCCAGGCCUCAGACAGGAGCUGGGGAGCUGGGGGAAGAGUUGGGAGGAUCGGGGAUGUGCCUCUCCCCCCCACACCCCAGUCCCCACGCAGUGUCCCAUGUCAUCCCCUGAGGACCAAGAGGAAGAAGUAGUUUAAAACUACCAGAAGUCUGGAUCUAUCACAAAGGCAGGAGAGUGGAUGAAACCAGCCGUGUGAUAUGAGGAGCAUAAGUCACCUUCCGUUUGUUUUGUCACUGUGUGGACGUUUAAAAAUGAUUUUUUGUUGUUAAAGUAGAAAUUGCAGCUCAUUCCUAUCCAGUUUACUCAUCCUUGGUCUGUUCCUUCAUGUUCUGCCUCAGUUCUCAGGGCGAGGGGCCCGGAGUGGAUCAGGUUAUUAAUUAGAAAGGAGAUCUGGGCUUCCCUGGUGGCGCAGUGGUUGAGAAUCUGCCUGCCAAUGCAGGGGACACGGGUUCGAGCGCUGGUCUGGGAAGAUCCCACAUGCCACGGAGCAACUAGGCCUGUGAGCCACAACUACUGAGCGUACGUGUCUGGAGCCUGUGCUCCGCAACAAGAGAGGCCGCGAUAGUGAGAGGCCCGCGCACCGCGAUGAAGAGUGGCCCCUGCUUGCCGCAACUAGAGAAAGCCCUCGCACAGAAACAAAGACCCAACACAACCAAAAAUAAAUAAAUUAAUUAAUUAAUUUUAAAAAAAAAAGAAAGGAGAUCUGUAGGCCCAAAUGAUACCAUGUUCCUCCAAAUAGGAUCCUUAUAGUUGGGCCACACUUGCAGAUGGUCAGCGGAGAAACUUAGGAGGCUGAACGGAGAGGCCUUUGCUUUCCUAGGCCUGCCUGCAGUACUGCUACAGUGCUCCCGCUUUUCCAGAUCAGAGUUCUGUGGCUAGCCUCAGCAACUGCUAAUGUAUUACCUUUAUUAGGAUGUUCAGGAACAGUUGUGCAGGCUGUGCAUUGCACAAGCACACCAUAUUUGAAGGGUGCUGGUCACACAGUAUUGUACAUUUAUUACUACAAUUCCUGGCAAAUGACAGUAGAAGUCUUCUAACAAAAGACUUUUUUGUCUUUAUUUUUCAUAAUGUAGAAAAUCAUCUAUAUUAUGAUGAUUUUCUAACAGAUGGAAGUAAAGUGUCUCAAGAAAGGGAUGCCUAUUGCUGUUUCUACAAAGGCAUCAUAAGGGCUAAUGGCAGCCCAGCUUCGAGGUGGUCCACAGAGAGGAAAGCAGAUGCAGAUUUAAGAGGGCUACCAACAAAUAGGACAGCUUAACCUGGCUCUGCCAGAGAGCAGAGGAAGGGUGGUGAUGGCCAUCCCAGCUGCUGCAGGGCUGCUACCACUCAGACACCUCAGGAGCUGCAUCUGGUCUUGAGAUUGCUGCCCAAGCCCCGGGUUUCCUCCAUAAGCAUCAGUGGGCAGGCCUUUGUUGUCAGUGACAUUGCCACACUUGGACAGUAUCCGCCUCACCUCUGAAAACUGAUCAUCUUGCACAUCUUCCUAAGCAACAGCGGGUAGGGAGGGGAAGAGAAGAGGAGGGUCUGGAACAACCUUGGCUUCUCAAAGAGGCUCCCGCAGGACCUUGUCUCUGUAUAGAGGGGAAGUAUAACACGUUGCCCCUGGAUGAAGCAGAGGGGGUGGAGCUUUUGCCUCCCAACAGCCUUGCACCUAGCAGGUUGCAAACUUAGAUCCUACAGUGAUCAGACAGGCAAUGUCAAUAAGUCUAGUGGGUGGGGAUGACAAUAAGGAGUGGAGGGGACUGUGGCAAACUGAAAUGCACAAGCUCCACCCAUAAAGGGGCAGCUGCUGCUCAUGACAGUGUGUUAGUGCCGUGCUGGAAUGCAAGUUCGGUGUGGCCUGACCUUCCUAUGUUUUCCAAAGAAGCUGGAUUUUUGGUGUGAUGAAUUGGGAGAUUGAGAUUGACAUAUAUACACUAAUACGUAUAAAAUGGAUAACUAAUAAGAACCUGCUGUAUAAAAAAAUAAAUAAAAUUCAAAACAAAAAAUUCUAAAGUUAAAAAAAAAAAAAGCUGGAUUUUUCUGUGUAAACUUGAAAUCUUAAAAUACUGCCAACUAAUUAAAAGCACCAAUAAUCACACUGUGCAGGUCAGAAAAAACCUGUCCAGGGCCAGAUUCAGCUUAGGGGCCAACAGUUUGCAGCCUCUGUUCUAGAACUGCACGACCUCUUACAAGGGGGUGUGGGGUUCUGAAGGGGCACUGCUACCAGUAGUGUGGAGGGAAAGUGAAGGGCUCUCCUUGAGGCUCUGUGAGAGCGGGUAGGUUCUGGGAAUCCGGGGGCUUCCAACCAGCCCUGAGGAAGGAAGACCUGGUUUGGUCGAGGUCCUGCAGGGUGUCCACAUGAGACAAGAGAGUGCUGGAAAUGUUCUGAUCCAUGCCCCCCACCCAGGUUCUCUUCCUGACAGAGGUAACAGAGGCAGAUAGGAUUAGCAUGUGGUCAGACUCUAAGCCUUCCUGGUUCCCCGUCACGCCCUGUGGGUCCGUAAGCCAAGUGCGUGUAUAACCUUCUAAACCCAGGAAUAUGAGCCCACGUCAGCUGGGGCCAGCAUCCCCCUUAGGUUUAUUACCCACAGGGUAAGACAGUGUGUUUUAUAUCUGUGUGUGUGUUUAAGCAUAUUUUUCCUGUGCAUAUAAAAUGUUCUAAUAAUACACUAUUUUGAAACAUGCCUGUUUUACUUAACUGUAUGUUUUGAACACUUACCCACAUUACCAGAGUCAGUUUUAAUGGCUAAAGGUUUUUUCCAUCCUACAGAUGAAUCAGAAUUUACUUAGCCCAUCCCCUAUUGUUGGAUAUCUAGGAAUUUCCAAUGUUUUCAGUAUAAGCAGUCACUCUGAAUGAAAAUCUUUUAAACUAAAUCUCUGCACACAUCUUUAAUUAUUGCCCUAGGAUACUAAGUUCCUGGAAGUGGGACAAAGGUGUGCACAUUUUUAAGGCCUUUGAUGCAUAAUACCACACUGCCCUCCAGAAAAGGUGGGCCACUUUAUGCUCUCACCCAAUCCCACAGCUAUUGCCAACACUA
Messenger RNA from Balaenoptera acutorostrata (minke whale), 4847 nucleotides. It is a transcript of the gene GALNT16, whose product is annotated as polypeptide N-acetylgalactosaminyltransferase 16. NCBI's taxonomy places the organism in Eukaryota, Metazoa, Chordata, Mammalia, Artiodactyla, Balaenopteridae. Gene Ontology annotation, cellular component: Golgi apparatus. The coding region runs from base 23 to 1429 and encodes 468 amino acids. The record is from RefSeq and is a predicted model, not a curated record. The transcript has 13 exons.